AUGGAGCGAGUGCGAAGACACCUGUCAGAUUCUGGUUUGUGUCCAGUGUGCAAUCUUAGAGAUGAGGAUGUGGAUCAUUUACUUCGAGAUUGUCGGUUUGCUCGGGAUAUUUGGAAUCACUUGAUCAAACCUGAAGAAUUAAGAGUGUUUAUGGGUUUGCUAUUUCGGGAUUGGAUGUGGUUGAAUCUCUAUGGCCAUGAGGGUGCGGAGCUUCAAUGGUGCGUGAACACGAUAGGAGGGGAAUUGUCGCUCGUGGAGGCAGAGAUGGUGGUAGAGGAUUUGGAUACGGACGGUGAUGGGCUGUUGGGGCUGGAAGGUUUCAUGAGGUUAGUGGAUGAAGUUGGAGAUGAAGAUAGAAUGAAGGAUUUGAAAGAGGCUUUCAAGAUGUAUGAAAUGGAAGCUGGCUGUGGGUUUAUUACCCCAAAAAGUUUGGAGAGGAUGCUUGGUAGAUUGAGUGAGCCUAGGAGUUUAGAGGAUUGUAAAUUGAUGAUUUCUCGGUUUGAUCUUAAUGGUGAUGGUGUUAUCAAUUUUGAUGAAUUUAGACUCCUGAUGUUAUGA
Hibiscus syriacus is the source of this 558-nucleotide messenger RNA. Its product is annotated as putative calcium-binding protein CML19. Gene Ontology annotation, molecular function: calcium ion binding. Lineage: Eukaryota; Viridiplantae; Streptophyta; Magnoliopsida; Malvales; Malvaceae. The coding region runs from base 1 to 558 and encodes 185 amino acids. The record is from RefSeq and is a predicted model, not a curated record. The transcript has 2 exons.